Messenger RNA from Mytilus californianus (California mussel), 2466 nucleotides. RefSeq lists its product as uncharacterized. Bases 21 to 578 code for a protein of 185 amino acids. The transcript is spliced from 6 exons. The record is from RefSeq and is a predicted model, not a curated record. Lineage: Eukaryota; Metazoa; Mollusca; Bivalvia; Mytilida; Mytilidae.
CUCCAUUCAGGUGUUCAAAAAUGGCGUUGAUAAACAGAUUUUUGUGUUGGAAGCUUCGAACAGCAUGUUUUCUGUAUUAUAUACUUAUAAUUUUCACAACAGCAUUUGCUCUUGCCAUGAGGAUAGCAGACCUUUGGGCGAUAGCUUCCCCAGACUUCCAGAUCAGUCGAGGAUUUAGCACUAUGUGGAGAACACAUUUCUGGCAAGCAUUUUUAGCCAGUGAUGUUGUCUUGACAUUUUUCCAUGUUGUGAUUGUGCUAUUCAGUUUGUUCAUGAUUAUCCAAGUUAGACACAGGCAUUUUGUUAUGUACAUGCUACAACACAAGAUAUACAUUGGUGUAUUUAUAACAUACAUGUUGGUGGAGUUGGCUUUUUCAGUGUUUGAGUAUUCAUAUUAUGGAAUGAACACAUUUCGAUUAUCCUUCGUUGUAUUUACCUGGUUGUUCUGGAUGAUGAGAAAUGUUUUAAAUAUUGUAUUUGUUGUUGUGAUGAUUGCCAGAAAACAGGAAAUGGCUGAACAGAUGGACAUGGAAUUACGCUACGCUGGACAGAAGAAAAGAGGAAAUUAUUAUGCAUAAACUUUUUAAUGAAUUUACACAAGAACAAUUAUUACAAAUCUAGAAAUUAUAUUGUUUUAUAAAACAAUGGUUAAUGAUCUUUUGAGAUUUUUUGAAAUUAAGAUGUUUAAUGACAUGCACUUUCACCUUUUUUCAAAUUUUCAUGAUUUAUUGAUGUAUGAGUUUUUAAAAAAAUUCUGGGACUUCUUUUUAUCUUUAUGAGCAUUUUAAGAAAUAAUAAACAUUGGUUUUAUAUUCAUUUUAAGUUUUGUUAUAGAAGGUUGUUUAAACGGUUGUUCUCUAUUGGUUGUAAAGUUCUGGGUAGGUUUGGGAUUACAAAAUAGUGAAAUAUUUUUGUUUAAGUUGUGAGAACAUUAUUAAUUCUUAACAUUCCAUAUAUCAUUGAGCUCAUCAUAUCCAUGGACACAGGUUUUGUGGAUUUUGUCAGAUUUCUGCAAUCCAUUCCAAAAAUUACACUUAUCCUAAUAUCCUGAUUUUGCACAUAUCAGUGAUGUAUAUAAUAUACAUAUAUAGUAUUGUACAUAUCAAUAUAAUUAUAGUGCCAUUUCAUUGUCAUUGCAUGGGGAAACUUACAAUUUUUUUUUUUCUGAAUAAGACAUACACUUAUUUAGCAUACAAUAUUCACAUUUAAUUGAGAUAUUAUUUAAAAGGAUAACAAUAUAUUAUUCAAACAUAUCAUUGGCAAAAUGUACAUGAAGUUUUGCUCCAACAUUCUUCUACAAAUGUUAUAUUUUGGCAGGAAUAAACAAAUUCAGAGCACAAAUGAAAAAGUAAAAAAAAAAAAAAGGAGUUUAUUAAAAAUCAAACAAAAAACAAAGUUUGUAUUUUCAGGUUUGGUAAACAUUGAAAACAUUUCUAUCUAAUUUCUCAUUAUAAAGAUACUCAUGUGAUAGUUUGUAAAUAAUUAAAUUGAUAAAUCAAACCAUUCCCCCUUAUGCUAAUACUGACUGGUGUAAAUAAGAUUGAAGGUGUAUAUUUUCUAGAUGGAAUCAACAUUUUAUACAUAAGUAUGCAGGUACAUGUAUUUAUUUUCAAAUCUAUUCUUCUUUUCAUUGUUUAAUUGAUGGGUAGAUGUUCAUUCCUACUAAAGCUAUUUCAAAAGAUUUCAUCUUAUAUUAUAUUGUAUUGGUUUUAUUUAUACUUUUGUUUUGUACUCUAUUGUAUUACACAUUUUGUACAAAUUUUACAUGAAAAAAUGUGGUUUCAAUCAAUCUAAUACCUGGUUAAAGGAUCAGGGGUCUUUUUGUUAAUUUUAUUUCCUAAUAAUUUAAUUUUGGAUGUAACACGUCUUCUUAUUUGCUGAAAGGUAUUUGUCUAUCAGCUCAUAGACAUAAUUUUGUCAUGUGACCGUGACGUCACAUUUUUUUUUCAUGAUUUACUCCUUAAAAAUGGAAUUUAAAAUAACUUUUAAUCAAGGAAUGACUAAUAUCUUUUCUGUCUAUUUGAAAUGACCUAAAAAAUGUGGUGUACACUUUUCAAUAACCCACUACACGGGUUAUUCAGUGUGCACAAUAUUGUUGAUGUUAUUUCUUUAUAGACAGAAAAAAAAUAUUACAGUCAUUCCUUAAUUAAAUGUAAAAAAGAUUUAGUUUUUUUGGAUAUAGAUGUCAGUUUUAUAAUGAUCACAUUUUAUAAUCAGAUUUUAAGGAAUUUUACUAUUAACAAUUUUAGGAAAAUGGUAUAUGACUAGGAAAUUUAAAUAAAUACUAACCAAGGAAUUAACUCCUCAGAAGGAUAGCAAAUGUUGGUAUCAUAAUCAUUAAUUAGAAUCUCUUGUCCUUUUAAUGUACACUAAAGAACCAUUUUCUCUUGUGUCAGUUACUUAUCAGUGCAUGUAUAUACGCCAUAUAAUUUUGUUAUAAUUUUAUUAAAUAAAAUAAGAUUUUCA